CAUGGCCACAUUCCCGUAUACGCUAAUCGCGUGUCCCUGCACCUCUUUCACCUCCCCUUCCGACAUCAAUCCAUCAUCAAUAGAAGACCCGGACGAUGACACAACCUUCAAUCCUCAUCACAUUCGCGCAAACUUCUCGCUAUACCCCUAUGAGCACUUACUUUACUGUGAUGAAUGUCACCAGAUCAGAUGCCCCAGGUGCUGGGCCGAGGAAAUCCUGAACUGGUUUUGUCCAAGCUGUCUGUUCGAGGUUCCUAGUAGUGUAGUCAAAAGCGAUGGUAACAGAUGUACUCGCAAUUGUUACAACUGUCCCACUUGCACUUCUCCACUUUCUAUCAACGGUCUAGACUCUUCAACAAAGGACCAUCUAGCUCCUCCGGACGCCAAUCAACCCACUGGUCCCUUCUUCUUAUCAUGUCCCUAUUGUGACUGGUCAUCGUUAGAUGUUGGUAUACAGUUCAACAAGCCCACCAAAAUCACAGAUCAACUGAUCAGGAUGCGCUCCGGAAACCGUUCACCUUCACCAAGCAGGACAAGAUCUACUAGGACGAGCCUCGCGCCUGCAGAUGAGCUGUCAUCAACAGAUCCAGAUUCCACUCCUCCCUCACAACCGAUGCAAGAUAGAUUUGCAACUCUGAGCCGCUUCUACAAGGACCAAAUGGCUGACGCAUCUGGUGCUGGUCCGAAUGGAUUCUCGGAUGGUAGCAAUUUCAACUCGCCUAAUAGUCUGGCACGUAUCAUGANNGGUAUCUACGGUGGUCUAUCGCACACUGCCCUGAAAAAGGCACGUGAGAGACCACAACCAAUGCGCGAAGCCCUCAAUACAACCGAAGGCCUUGAAUUAUUAUCUCAUUCAGUAGACGCUGAAGCCACAGCGAUUGAAAAGCUACGCACCGAAGGCUACGAAGGAACCACAACCUUGUCACAGCGGGUCAGUCAUCCGUACAACCACCGUGUACGCUUCAAUGACCAGCUCUGGCCUAUCGCUACACUUCUACGGACACGUCGCAGCAAGCGAUGCCGUACUUGCCGUCACAUUAUCGCUCGUCCAGAGCCCAAGAUGGGAAGUACGCGCUACAAGAUUCGUCUUCUGGCUCAAAACAACAUACCUCGCUUGGCUUUGCGUCUUCUCUCACCCAGCGCUUCGUCGGCUCCUGCGUCUUCUUUCGCACUUACCCCCGCAGCACUACAGGCUCAGCACAACACCGAAUACGAGAAGUUGAGACCGGGAUUACCUGUGCAGUUCCUCCUCACAUUGACGAACCCGUUGUUCGAGCCUGUCCGCAUCACGCUAGCCACACCCGCUACUACACCUGGUAAUGUAGCAUCACGUGUCACAGUGCUCUGCCCUACUUUCGCCAUAGGUGCCGCGAGCGACAUGUGGGACCCAGAUGCCAUCUCUAGCGGAUCGGCANAAGACCAGUCUGCCGAAGACAGACAACCCGAAGCAGGAAAAGUGUGGGAAAAGGGUCGCAACUGGACGACGGUUGUUGUAGAAGUGGUACCCGGCAGACUAGACAAGAAAGCAGAAAAUGGAUCGGGUGAUGAGAGCAAGGGUGCGGACGAGGAUGUGCUGGAGAUUCCAGUGUUUGUACGUGUGGAGUGGGAAGCGGAAGUGACGGCUGAAGAUGCCGCUGCAACGGGAGCAGCAAAGGGCACCAAGGAGAGCAGAGAGAUUGCUUUCUGGAGUGUGUUGGGUGCGGGCAAGAUAGCUGAACCU
This is a messenger RNA of Aureobasidium musti, 1720 nucleotides long. The record is from the annotation of a GenBank genome assembly. NCBI's taxonomy places the organism in Eukaryota, Fungi, Ascomycota, Dothideomycetes, Dothideales, Saccotheciaceae.